Octodon degus (degu) is the source of this 1019-nucleotide messenger RNA. It is a transcript of the gene Slc51b, whose product is annotated as solute carrier family 51 beta subunit. The record is from RefSeq and is a predicted model, not a curated record. The transcript has 4 exons. Gene Ontology annotation, cellular component: plasma membrane. Bases 521 to 913 code for a protein of 130 amino acids. NCBI's taxonomy places the organism in Eukaryota, Metazoa, Chordata, Mammalia, Rodentia, Octodontidae. Gene Ontology annotation, molecular function: transmembrane transporter activity; protein heterodimerization activity. Gene Ontology annotation, biological process: bile acid and bile salt transport.
CUGAACCUUCACUACCAAAAGCACCGGUUAUAAAAUUCCAGCCUUGACUCCCUGCUCCGUGGUUAAAUAUUGAUGAUACUUAAGAAAUAGAGGCACAGGGCGGAUGCUCUACAACGAUGGUGACUUCAGAUCCGGAAGGUCAGGCGGAGCCUGACUGCCACUUGAGCCAUGGUUCAAGAGGACAGUGACCCACCAUGGUGGAGAAGGCGUAGGCCGGGGCGUGUGCUGAGGGCAGAGCCACUCUACGGGCUCAGCUGCCACGGACUCCGCAGACACUGCGCCUUGGGGUGCAGCUGCACUUUCCUGGAGAGAGGUCAGGAACAAAGACUGGGGGCCUGGGCUCCAGAGAAGACGGGAGGAGAGUGACGGAAAUCAGCUCUGCGCAGGACAGCAGCUCGAGGCCCAGCGCGAAGGAUCAGGGGUCUUUCGGACUCAUCCACCCAGGGCACCUAGGCAGCUGGUGCCAGCACCUAGGGGGCCAGCGAAGCAGCUGAGACCAGGGGACCUGAGGAUCAGGGUCAUGGAUCAGAAUGAGGAGGCCAUUGGAGCCCCAGCUGGCACUGCGGUGCCCCAGGAGCUGCUGGAAGAAAUGAUUUGGUUUUUCCGCGUAGAAGACGCAUCUGCUUGGAAUUACUCCGUCCUUGCACUGACAGUCGUGGUGGUCACCUUCAGCUUGUUCCUCCUGGUCAGGAGCAUCCAGGCCAACAGAAAUCGAAAGCUGCAGCCACAAGAAAAGGAAACACCUGAAAUCCUACAGCUGAACGAGGCCAAAACCGGAAGCAACAACAGCCUGAACAACCUAAAAGAGACUCUGCUCACAGAAAAGCCAGCCCUGACCAUGCUGGGGACUGAAUCAAAGGAACGGGAUGAUCCAGUAGUUCUCCUUCCGAUCCCAUCGGAAACCUCCAGCUAGCACGGAUGCCACGCAAGCCAGGCACCGGGGCUUGCCUCCCCCAGGCAGCCUGCUUUUACCAGCAGACAUGGUGAAUGAACUGCAAUCAAAUAAAGCUUCCAUUAUU